GCUCAUCCAGUUCAUUUCAGACCCACCCUCUCUCCGACAGAUCUAAAUUCGCAUUUUCAUCAGGUGAGCUCCUUGACUCGGAUCCACACACUGGAUAACCGCGUGCCGAUUUAAACUGUUUGCGUAUUAAUCAAAAGAAAACUAAAAUGGAUGUUGAGGAGCUUAAGAAGAUGGAAGAUGAAGAAUCUUCUGUCAUGAAAACGAUGAAAGGGGCAACCACCGGGUUUGUUGCUGGCACUGUUUGGGGUAUGGUUGUUGCUACUUGGCAUGAUGUACCCCGUGUCGAAAGAAGUAUUGCACUUCCUGGUUUGAUCCGGACACUGAAGAUGAUGGGUAACCAUGGAGCGACAUUUGCUGCUAUUGGUGGAAUCUACAUGGGGGUGGAGCAGUUAACACAGAAGCAGCGUAUGAAAAGAGACUAUAUUAAUGGAGCAGUUGGAGGAUUUCUUGCUGGUGCCACUGUCUUUGGCUUCAAAGGGAGGAGCGUUUCAUCAGCCUUGUCUGCAGGAGGUGCAUUCGCAGCCACUUCUGCCAUCCUCGAAGUAUUAGGUAUUGAGAAAAGGGAGACUGGCAGGGUUAAUUAUGUCUACACCCGCGAGAAAAGGCCUAACCCGAAUAUCAACUAGAUACUGAUGGUGCAGUUCCAGUUGAGCUAUUUGUGAAACUAUACUGUACUGAGCUUUGUUUUGCGUUACCAUUACAUAUGGUAAAUGACCAUUUAAAUAAAUUUCAUGUACUUUCUUUGAGGAGGACAAUCAUUAUUUACGAAGAAUUUGUGGUUAAAAA
This is a messenger RNA of Salvia splendens (bonfire salvia), 786 nucleotides long. Its product is annotated as outer envelope pore protein 16-3, chloroplastic/mitochondrial. The transcript is spliced from 3 exons. The record is from RefSeq and is a predicted model, not a curated record. Gene Ontology annotation, biological process: protein insertion into mitochondrial inner membrane. Gene Ontology annotation, cellular component: chloroplast; TIM22 mitochondrial import inner membrane insertion complex. NCBI's taxonomy places the organism in Eukaryota, Viridiplantae, Streptophyta, Magnoliopsida, Lamiales, Lamiaceae. The coding region runs from base 147 to 626 and encodes 159 amino acids.